Molecule: messenger RNA, 1575 nt
Organism: Colletotrichum siamense
Lineage: Eukaryota; Fungi; Ascomycota; Sordariomycetes; Glomerellales; Glomerellaceae
Product: Cytochrome P450 monooxygenase ATR2
Exons: 8
Coding region: 1-1575 (524 amino acids)
Molecular function (GO): iron ion binding; oxidoreductase activity, acting on paired donors, with incorporation or reduction of molecular oxygen; heme binding
Source: RefSeq, a predicted model, not a curated record
AUGAGUGGGAUCAUCUUCACCGACGUCCUGGCCAACCCUUCUCCGGUAGGACUGACCGUCUUGGUUGUCGGAGCUCUCUUUCUCUUGGCGAGACUCUUUAAAAGCAAAGCUCGGCUGUGGGACAUUCCGGCCGUUGGAAAUGCUACGAGCAAAGAAGCAAGGAGAAGGGAGUUUCUCUCCGGUAAAGCCAGAGAUCUCUAUGUUGAGGGCUACAGGAAGUUCAAAGAUGGUGCUUUUCGCAUUAUGACUGCGAGACAAUCCGAGUGUGUCGUUGUAUCCCCAGAAUUCUUGAAGCAUCUGAAAAAGCUGCCUGAAGACGUUCUCAGCUUCAACGAGGCAGUAGAAGAAGCUCUACAGACAAAGUACACCAACAUCACAAGCAAUAUCCCCACGAUACCGCAUACUCUCAAAACUUCACUCAAUCCCGCUUUAUUUCGUUUGAAUCCGAUCAUUCUAGAUGAAGUCUCAAAUGCGAUCCAAACAGAGUUCCCUCAGUCAGCGGACUGGUCGGAUAUUAGAAUCAACGGCAAGCUAGCUCGCAUAGUCGCCAAAACAUCAGGCAGAAUCUUCGUUGGGCCCGAUCUCUGUAGAGACGAGGUCUACCUCGAUGCGGCGGUCAACUACACUCUGGACAUGACAGCUGCUAUCCAGGCUGUGGGGUUCAUAUCCCCCUGGCUGCGUCCAUUCCUAGCGUCCCGAGCACCGCAAGUCAAGAAAUUGCAUCACCGCUUCCAACAAGCUGACGAUUUCCUCCGGCCCGUAGUCACAGCCCGCCGUCAGGCUGCACUUCAUGGCCUCAAUGAGAAGGACAAGCCAGAUGACAUGUUGCAGUGGUUGAUGGACUCCCAAGACAAAUUCGGCCAGCAGAGUGAUCGUGCGAUAUCGAAGUAUCAGUUAAGCCUGACCUUUGCAGCUAUUCACACGACAACGGCAGCAUUGACCAACGCCUUCUAUAACCUUGCGGCAACACCCGAUCUCGUGGCAACCCUGCGACAAGAGGUCGAGGAGGUUCUUGCUGAGACACAUGGCAAUAUUACCGCAGUGGCACUGCAGAAAAUGGUUAAGCUAGACAGCUUCUUGAAGGAAGUCAUGAGAUACUACCCUCAAAGUGCCACGGCAUUCCAACGCAAGGUCAUGAAGCCAGUCACUCUGCCAAACGGGCAAACGAUUCCUACCGGUGUCAUCCUGGAGGUCCCUUCACAUGCCAUCAACUACGAUGAAACGAUACACGCCAGUCCGGACGUCUUUGACGCGUUUAGAUUCUACAAGAUUCGAAAGGAUAAGGAAGCUGCUUUGAAAAGUAAAAUGUCAGUGGAGGACGCCUUUGCGGAAGCAGCAACAAACAAUCAGUUUACGAGUGUGGGCGAUACGAGUCUUGCUUUUGGGUACGGGAGGAAUGCCUGUCCUGGCCGGUUCUUUGCAGCGAACGAAAUGAAGAUGAUUCUGGCGACCACGUUCUUGAAUUACGACUUGAAGAUGCCCGAUGGCUGUACCGAGAGGUACAAGAAUCUCACUUUCGGGUCUCAGUCAGUUCCAGAUCCUACUAAGACCAUCAUGGUGAGGUUGCGGAAAUAG